UCUUCAUGUUGUCCUAGGCCUCAUCUCCAAUACCUAGUGCCUCGGAUAGAUCUUUAGCUAGAUCAGAAUUGUAGAACUCUAUUUGAUCUCCAUUGCGCGCAGCAUUGUAUUACCUUUCUCAUAACCGGUCUAAAUGACACCUCUGGUGCCUCAGACUACAACUGCCCUCGAACACAUGCAGCGGGAGAUGGACGCGCAACCAGGCUCUAGUCAGCCUAUGCUUCUUGGCGCGUUUUCUCCUUCUAAUACGACUAACUUUCCUGCACGGCAUCGUCCCAGUUCUCCUCGUCCGUCAACGCGACAUCGUCAACAUCCAUAUAUGUCAAUACAUGACAGACGCUCACUCCGCGCGAUUGUUUUCAUCUGGCGAGGCCUUCAAGGAGUUUCCCGGUUAACGCCCUCAAGCUCAUCGUUUCAUCCCAAGCUCCGUGACGUAGCCGCUGGCCUCAACUAUCUUUAUACAUUUAGCCUCACUACAGACGUACACCGUGACACGCACCCCAACCCAGUCGUCCACGGAGACCUCACUGUUGUAAGGUUCCUCAUUUAUUCCAAACCCUCAUACUAUCGACUGCGAGACCAACGUCCUCAUCGGUAGUGAUAGAACUACAUAUCUUGCAGACUUUGGCCCAUCAGGAAUCUUAAUGAAAUUGCACGGGAUGACAUACC
Messenger RNA from Suillus paluster, 669 nucleotides. RefSeq lists its product as uncharacterized. The transcript has 2 exons. NCBI's taxonomy places the organism in Eukaryota, Fungi, Basidiomycota, Agaricomycetes, Boletales, Suillaceae. The record is from RefSeq and is a predicted model, not a curated record. The coding region runs from base 134 to 598 and encodes 154 amino acids.